This is a messenger RNA of Sporisorium graminicola, 2106 nucleotides long. RefSeq lists its product as uncharacterized. Gene Ontology annotation, molecular function: RNA binding. Gene Ontology annotation, cellular component: nucleus. The record is from RefSeq and is a predicted model, not a curated record. Lineage: Eukaryota; Fungi; Basidiomycota; Ustilaginomycetes; Ustilaginales; Ustilaginaceae. Gene Ontology annotation, biological process: tRNA N2-guanine methylation. The coding region runs from base 1 to 2106 and encodes 701 amino acids. The transcript has a single exon.
AUGGCGCCGACUCCAAUUCUGCUGGCACCAGAGCGUGCUCGGGCGUCUGGUAUCACCCUCGCCGACCAUGAAUCCGCCUUCCGCGAAAACUCGGCGACCAUCGUCAUGCCUUCCGCCGAAGCCGCCUUCCUCAAUCCCGUCCAGGAGUUCAACCGUGAUCUUUCCACCCUCGCUAUUCGUACCUGGAGUGAGAGGCUCGAUACCGAGAAGAAAGCACGCUUCCUGCGAGCUGCUCAACGGAAGCCCACUUCGGCGACCAAAGGCAAAUCCAAGCGCAAGGGAGCACACGCAGCCAAUGGAUUCACCAGUGUCGACCAAGCAAGCACCGAAGCAGAACAGCCAGAUACGAAAAAGGCGCGAGUCAACAAUAACGGGAACGGAGUUGCGACCGCUUCAACUACAGAGACCCAAGAAGCCUCCUCGAGCGCAGUGACUCUGUCCGCCGAGGACGAGUACCGCAGCUACAAGUUUACGCUGCUCGAGGCGCUCAGUGCCACCGGUCUUCGCAGCAUUCGAUAUGCAAAAGAAAUUCCUCUCUUGCGAUGGGUCCUGGCUAACGACCUCUCUCCAACCGCAGUUGAAAUGAUGAAACGCAACGUUGCGCUCAACUUUCCUCCGGAUCGUCCCAUCGACGAAUGGGUUGUUUCCGAGGUGAACGGAGGCAAGUCGAGCCAAGUUUCAAGCGAGAGCAAGGUUGGUUCAGAGAUGGACGAGGAUGCACUGGCGGAACUCGAAAAUGAAGCGCGUGCUCGUGCCACCGAAUCAGCAGCACCUGCCCCGCCAUCGUCAGACGCAGCAUCUGAAGCACCAGUGGCAACUGCCGAGACAGCAACGGCCAUCGCGGCCGCUCCCGAAGCCGAUUCCCCGUCCCAGCCAUCAUCUGCAGCCAUCCAUCCUGACUGCAAGGUCAGGCUCAACGCCGGCGACGCCAUCACACUCAUGUACACACACAGAGAACCACACAAGCGCUUCGACGUAGUAGAUUUGGAUCCCUACGGUUCGGCUGCUCCCUUCUUGGACGGCGGUGUGCAAUCCGUAGCCGACGGCGGAUUGCUCUGCGUCACUUGCACUGAUUUGGCCGUGCUGGCAGGGCACAACUACCCCGAAAAGUGCUUUUCUCAAUACGGCGGUGUCUCUGUCAAGGCCGAAUUCUCGCACGAGGUAGCCCUGCGACUUGUUCUACACACAAUUGCAACCUCGGCAGCACGGUACGGUCGAUACAUCCAGCCGAUGUUGAGUCUGUCGAUUGAUUUCUACCUGCGCACCUUUGUGCGUAUCUGGACCGGACCGGUCGAGGUCAAGAACGUAGCGAGCAAGACAGGUACGGUCUACAUCUGCACGCACUGCCAGGACUUCCACGUCCAGCGCUUCGGACGUGCCACACAGACGACUAACACGGGCAAGACGGGCCAAACCAAUGUCAACUACCGCUACAACUCGGCGCAGGGCCCUCCCGUGGGCGAGCGAUGCAACGAGUGCGGCAACCGCAUGCAUCUCGGUGGACCCAUGUGGCUGGGCGACCUGCACGAUGCCGACUUCUGCAACUCGGUGCUGGCCAACCUUGACAAAAACCCGCAAGCGUUCCACACGAGCGCACGCAUCCGGGGCAUGGUCAGCCUUGCCGCCCAAGAGCUGUCUGGCGACACGAGCAUGUUCUACUUCACCCCGCCCAAAGCUUCCGGUCUGUUCCACUGCGUCUCCCCGCCCCUCGAUAGAAUGGUCUCGGCGCUGUUGUCGGCAGGAUUUCGGGUCAGUCGCUCGCACGCCGCUGCAGGUUCGCUGAAGACGGACGCGAGCCGUGCGCAGAUCUUUGACGUGCUGCGCUACUGGGUCAAGACGCAGCAUCCGGUCAAAAUGGAGAACAUGAAGGAGACCGAUCCCGCUCGUAUUCUGCUGGCAAAGGAGCCUCAGCGUGAAUACGAUUUUGACAACACCAAGUCGCCCGAGGUGCUCAAGGCAUUGGGCGCGUCCGAGAAGCUCGUGAGGUACCAGAGCAACCCGCUGCCCAACUGGGGUCCCGGGACUGCUGCCAAGGGUCAUAAGGGCAAGAAGAAGCGCAACUUGCGUCCAGAUGAUCUCGACGCUACCACUCCUUCGACUGCAUGA